Molecule: messenger RNA, 1237 nt
Organism: Sorex fumeus (smoky shrew)
Lineage: Eukaryota; Metazoa; Chordata; Mammalia; Eulipotyphla; Soricidae
Gene: CLEC4G
Product: C-type lectin domain family 4 member G
Exons: 9
Coding region: 45-917 (290 amino acids)
Source: RefSeq, a predicted model, not a curated record
GGCUGCCUGUCUGUCUCUGUCCACAACGGGCGCUGCUGGCCACCAUGGACACCACGGAGUACAGAGAGUGGAACGAAGGGCUCCUGAAGCGCCAUGCGGGUACCUGCAGGUGCUGGGGACAGAGGCUGCUCGGCCUGGCCCUGGUUUUGGUGGCCAGCACCAUCGCGUGGAUCCUGGUGCUGACCAUCCUCUCCUCCAGGGCUUCCUCGGAGCGCGGGACUCUGCUCAGCCGCCAAGACCUGCAGGUGACAAAUGCUUCCAAGCUGACGGCGCUCCUGGAUGACUUGAAGAAGGAGGUCAAAGCCUACAAUAGCAGCUGUGUGAGCAUGCAGGUGCAGCUCCAGACGGCGUACGCCGAGCUCCAGAAGGCGCAGGGAAAGCUGAUGGAGCAGGAGAGCGGCCUGAGUGAGCUGAACCAGCGGGUGACCCAGAGUUUGGCGGAAGCCGGGAGGGACCGCGAGAACAUCCGCACGGAGCUGCUCCGGGCGGUGGAGGGGGUCCGACAGGCGAAUGGCUCCUGCCAGCCGUGCCCCGCGUCCUGGUUGCCUUUCCAGGGCUCCUGCUACUUUUUCUCCCAGCGAGCGGCGCAGUGGGAGGCGGCACUGCGGCACUGCGUCCAGCAGGGGGCGCACUUGGUGAUCGUUAAGGACCUGGAGGAGCAGAUCUUCCUGACCCGCAACAACGGCAACUUCGGUUACUGGCUGGGCCUGAGAGCCCAGCGCAGGGGCCACGUGGUCCAGAGCUACCAGUGGGUGGACGGGGUCCAGCUCACCUUCAGCCACUGGAACCGGGGGGAGCCCAAUGACUCCAUGGGACGCGAGGACUGUGUCAUGAUGAUCCCCACGGGACUGUGGAACGACGCGCCGUGUGACAACGAGAGAGACCGCUGGAUUUGCGAGAAGCGGCGAGCCUGCUAGAGCGGCCCAGGGACCGCCCAAGCCACGCCCACCGCCCCACGCAACCACUCACAGCGCUCGCCACGCCCUCAUGUCCCGCCCGCUCGCGUGGCCACGCCCCCGUCGCCCGCACGACCCCGCCCCUCUCCCCGCCCUCCCACGUGACCUCGCCUGCCCCGCCCCCUCGCGUAGCCCCGCCCCGCCCUGUGUGCCACGCCCCCUUUCUCUGCUCCUGAGAACCAGCCUCUUGGUCCAGCAUUUUCGCCUUCUGCUGGGACUUCUGCUCCAACCUCCCGGGCACACCUACCUUGAACCUUUCCACCUUCCCAGGCAGCUGCUGA